AAACUCCGCUCCUGCCACACUCGGCGUCUUAAGAUGCACAUGUGUGGGGAGAGGGAACAGGCAGCCCUGCCCGUGAGCAGCCCUUAACCCCUUCUGCACGGAGAGAACCGGCGGGGCGCUGGGGAGGGGGACCCCCGGCCGCAACACCUCCCAGCCGGAGCUUGCCCCGGGCAGGGCGAGGCGAACCGGGGCUCCCCGGACCCCAGCCGAGGAAGCAGCAUGAGCGCCUGGAGCUGAGGCCGCCCGCAGCAGGAGGAGGUCGGCUAGAAGGCGGCGGUCCCCAGGCGGCUUUCCCCGGCGUCCCCUCGCCGCCCAUCAUGUCCUUUGCCAUGCUGCGCUCGGCCCCCAGCCGGUACCUGUACCCCGAGAUCAGCAUGUUGUCCGAGGACGAGGAGAACGGCAGCGAGAGCUCCGGCUCGGACGAGAAGCCCUACCACUUGGACGCCGACGGCUACGGCAUCAAGGCCAGCAAGCGCAGGAGCGGCAAGAAACCCAACCGGAUCAACAGGGAGCCCCGGCAGCGUCACACGGCCAACGCGCGGGAGCGUGACCGCACCAACAGCGUCAACACCGCCUUCACCGCCCUCCGCACGCUCAUCCCCACCGAGCCGGCCGACAGAAAGCUCUCCAAGAUCGAGACCUUGAGACUGGCCUCCAGCUACAUCUCCCACCUGGGGAACGUGCUGCUGGUGGGGGAGGCGUGCGGGGACGGGCAGCCCUGCCACACCACCCCUGCCUUCUACCACCACGGCGGCGGCAGCCCCCCCGCCCGCGACACCGAGAACUCCCAGCCCAAACAGAUCUGCACUUUCUGCCUCAGCAACCAGAGGAAGCUGGUAAGUGGCCGCUCACCGAGACAGGAAGACGGCGAUUCGGAGCUAGAUGAUCAUAGUUUUCAGGAAGGACAACAAGGAGGAGCAGAAGGAGGAAGGAUGGAAAAGCCACACACACAAAACCACAGCCACGGACACUCCUGCCUUCACCCUGCUGCUGGGGAGAGCUGCACGGCGUCACCCCGGAGGACCUUACCCUGACCCGGACACACGCCUCGGGAGAGGCCAGGCGUCCUCCCGGCUCGGAGGGGUGACCGCAGACGGGAGGCGAAGGCGGACGCGGGGGCGGCGGGACUUUGCAGGACCGCGCGCGGCGGCUCGGAGGAACGCUCGCCGCGCAGGGACGCUGCGCCACGGCGCAGGCGACGCAGCCGCUGCCCGGCGAGCCGAAGGGGCAGGGGACCUGCUCCGGGGGCUCCUUGGAAGGGGAGUCCCUGCCCCGGUCUCUGCGGAUGCCACGCACGGCGGCUGCCGGGGGAGAGCCGGCGCUCGGACGUGCCCCAUCCCAGGUCUGACUUGAGCAGCGCUGGUGAAACCGCUUACGGAAACACCCUGCUCUCCCCGUCCCCUUCCAGCUUUGAGCCACUCCAUCCCCUGAACUCUGAGUCCUGGGGUGCUGCAUUUGUUGAGUUUAAUCAAUACAUGCUGGUGUUUCAUGUCAUUGAUAUGAUAAUAUAAAGCCUGAGCAAUUUGUAUAAUUAAAAAUGAAUAUGGUUCAGACUCACGGCCGGAGCUUCCUUCCUCCCAGAGCCCCCGACACCCCUCGCGCAAUAAACCUCUGGUUUCGCCCUCACUCGCGCUGGCUUUAAACGCCGGCCGGUCAGCAAGCGACUGAGCCGCGGCUCGAGGUCUGCUCCCCCGGCGCUGGGCACAGCCCCCCUACCCUCGGGACUGAGCCCCAGCGCAGGGUCCGGGAGCGGGGGAACCCUUCCCGCAGGGUGGCCCGGGGCGAGCACCGACCCCCAUGUGCCACGCUCAAACCCAGCUGGAGGACCAGGUAAAAAGCAGGGACUCGGUGAAAACCAGAUGCUGCAGCUGAGCCGAGUUUCCUGGGGAAAUAAAUUACACACAUACGCCACGGCAUCUCAGCGCUUGCCGGCGCUCCUCCAGGCAGCGCUCGCCCCGAGAUUUCACAGGCCUCUGGCCGCAGGGCAAUGAAACGCUCCUUCUUAUGUCACCAAAACGGCGUCCCGAGGUUAUAAAAAGCGCGAGACGGAGUAAAGGUUGAGCCCCGGCCCCCUCGAGCAGCAGCCGGGGGGCUGCUCGGCUGUCAGCACGGCUGCCAGCCCCUCCUCGGUUCGGGAGCCCAACGGGGGUGAGCUCCGGUGCCGAACGGCCGCUGAAGUGUGGGGCCCCGGUGGGCCGGGGCUCUGAGCUCUGCCAGAGAUGCCAGCACGCCAGAAACGCUGGCUUCUUCCCACCCCGCCAGCGGUACCCAGACCUCCUCUGCGGGACGCGGGCUGCAAAAGGGACGCGGGUUGCUCCGGCACCAAGAGCGGGGGGCUCCCCGGGGGAUACCCGAGGGCGCUCGCCCAGCUGGGCAC
Messenger RNA from Harpia harpyja (harpy eagle), 2377 nucleotides. RefSeq names its product scleraxis bHLH transcription factor (gene SCX). The coding region runs from base 318 to 1034 and encodes 238 amino acids. The transcript is spliced from 2 exons. NCBI's taxonomy places the organism in Eukaryota, Metazoa, Chordata, Aves, Accipitriformes, Accipitridae. The record is from RefSeq and is a predicted model, not a curated record. Gene Ontology annotation, molecular function: RNA polymerase II transcription regulatory region sequence-specific DNA binding; DNA-binding transcription factor activity, RNA polymerase II-specific; protein dimerization activity. Gene Ontology annotation, biological process: developmental process; regulation of transcription by RNA polymerase II.